This is a messenger RNA of Pangasianodon hypophthalmus (striped catfish), 6166 nucleotides long. It is a transcript of the gene cmip, whose product is annotated as c-Maf inducing protein. Gene Ontology annotation, cellular component: cytosol; nucleoplasm. Lineage: Eukaryota; Metazoa; Chordata; Actinopteri; Siluriformes; Pangasiidae. The coding region runs from base 645 to 2996 and encodes 783 amino acids. The record is from RefSeq and is a predicted model, not a curated record. The transcript is spliced from 21 exons.
CACUUCGAGGUCAUGUGACCAGGCGUGAACCAAUCAGAAGGAUGCUGUCGAAGCGCUUGGUUCCUUCACCGAGAUAGAGAGAGGAAAAAAAAAGAGAGAGACAGAAAGGGGAACCAUGUCUACAAGCGUUUAAAAAACAAAGCCAGCAGAGGUUACCUGUCGCGCUUUGGAUUGUCUUUUAGGCUGACGUUAAACGCGGUGUUGUGUUGGAAUACCUCAGAGGAAUAUACCGUCGUGGAGAGUGACAGAGUGGAUAUGGAUAAUGGCCCGAACAUAUUGAAUAGCUUCGUCAGAGGAGGAGGAGGAGGAGGGAGUGCUACAGCGCGAGGAAAGAGGAUUCAGAGCGAAUAAAGGCAGCGAGACUAAAAAACUAAAACAAAACAAACACUCGGACUGCUCUUUAUCAUAGCUCGCAUUUCAUGUAGACGGCUUUCACAGGGAUUUCUGAAUGGCUUGUCGGUUUUUCGCCCUCGCUGCUAAUAAAACGACCGAGGUCGAGUCGCGGUAGCUCUCCUCUCUUCUCCUCUUCUCCUCUUUUCUCCUCUCCGUCCCAGUAAAAGCCUGCGCUAAUCACCGAGGCGACCGGUUUAGCCUCUCAGUGUUUCCGUGUGAACUGACCGCUCUGCUCGGAGCUCGCCCUCGACAUGGAUUUUAACGGCAGCGGCUUGGGCAACGAGCUGCACAAUAACCAGACGUACCAGUGCGAGGAGAGCAAGCCUCUGCUGGAGCCGGAGGGUAAUAAUAAUAACAGUAAGGUGGGCGCGGGGCCGUGCCGCCGGAGCGCGCUUCACUGCAGCGGUGGUGGUGGAGGAGGAGGAGGAGGAGGAGGUGGAGGUAUGCGCUAUAAACUCCUGCACGAGGGAGACAUCCAGGUGUGCGCCGUCAAACACCCGCGCACCUUCCUGAGCAAAAUCCUCACCUCCAAGUUCCUGAGGAGAUGGGAACCCCACCACCUCACCCUGACCGACAGCAGCAUCGUGUCUGCCACGCCUACAGGCUACAUGGAGGCAGCUCUGUCCUACAGUACUAUAGAGGACCUGCAGCUGUUGUCUUGGGACAAUGCCCCCAAAUACUGUGUCCAGCUCAGCGUCCCUGGAGGGACCGUUCUUCUGCAGGCCGCCAACAGCUAUCUGCGGGACCAGUGGUUUCACUCUCUACAGUGGAAGAAAAAGAUUUACAAGUACCGCAAGGUCCUGAAUAAUCCCAGCCGCUGGGACGUGGUGCUGAAGGAAAUCCGAGCUCUGGUGGACAUGGCACUUACCUCUCCACUGCAGGAUGAAUCUAUCCACCAAGCCCCGCUUCACAUUAUCUCCACCCUACUCGCUGAGAACACCAACCUCAGUGCCCAGGACCAUGAGAGCAUCAUUGUGGCGAUUGCUCCCCUGCUGGAAAAUAACCACCCUCCCCCUGACCUGUGUGAAUUUUUCUGCAAGCACUGUCGCGAGCGUCCACGCUCCAUGGUGGUCAUUGAAGUGUUCACUCCAGUGGUCCAGAGAAUUCUCAAACACAACAUGGAUUUUGGGAAGUGUCCCAGACUGCGUCUCUUUACUCAGGAGUAUAUACUGGCUCUGAAUGAACUUAACGCAGGCAUGGAGGUAGUCAAGAAGUUCAUCCACAGCAUGCAUGGCCCCACUGGACAGUGUCCUCACCCUCGGGUUCUCCCUAACCUGGUGGCAGUGUGCCUGGCUGCUAUUUACUCCUGCUAUGAGGAGUUUAUUAACAGUCGUGAUAACUCUCCUAGUCUAAAGGAGAUAAGGAACGGUUGUCAGCAACAGAGCGAGCGGAAGCCCCCGAUGCCCAUACGGUUGAUGCGUCCCGAUCCUCCAACCGCCCUUUCGCCCCCUCCUCCCUCUAUCGUCAACUCCAGUGAGAUCUUGGUUGAGCUGGAGCGCAACAACAACACUGCCAACACUGCGUUGCGUAAGGCGCCCGCAGGGGGCGACAGUGAACCCAGCCUAAUCGAGUGCUUGCUGGUGAGCCCAGCUCUCAGCGCUCUGUCCAUUCAGCUCCCUGCCCAGGCUGACCGAGUGCUGGCCUGCUUUGCUCUCAUCCUCAAAAUGCUCUCGGACUAUGAUGACUGGAGACCAGCGCUGGCUAGCCUGCUGCAGCCCAUCCCAUUCCCCAAAGAGGCCCUUGCUCAUGCCAAAUUUACGAAAGAGCUGAAGUACGUUAUUCAGAGGUUUGCCGAGGACCCCAGACAGGAGGUGCACUCCUGUUUACUCAGUGUGCGUUCUGGAAAAGAUGGCUGGUUUCAGCUCUACAGUCCAGGAGGCGUGGCCUGUGAUGAUGAUGGAGAGCUGUUUGCCAGCAUGGUUCACAUCCUCAUGGGUUCUUGCUACAAGACGAAGAAAUUCCUUCUGUCUCUGGCAGAAAACAAACUGGGGCCCUGCAUGUUGCUGGCACUGCGAGGGAACCAGACCAUGGUGGAGAUCUUGUGCCUGAUGCUGGAGUAUAACAUUAUAGAGAAUAAGGACACUCAGCUACAGAUCAUCUCUACCCUGGAAAGCACACAGGUCGGCCUGCGCAUGUACGAGCAGCUGUGUGACAGACAGCGAGAACUUAAAGAGCUGCAAAGAAAAGGAGGGCCUACCCGACUCACUCUGCCAUCCAAGUCCACGGACGCUGAUCUUGCCCGUCUACUGAGCUCUGGCUCCUUCGGGAACCUGGAAAACCUGAGUCUGGCCUUCACCAACGUCACCAGUGCCUGCGCUGAGCAGCUCAUCAAGUUGCCGUCCCUCAAACAGCUCAACCUGUGGUCCACUCAGUUUGGAGACGCAGGGCUGCGACUGCUUUCGGAGCACCUGGCCUGCCUGCAGGUCCUCAACCUGUGUGAGACACCAGUCACUGAUGCUGGUCUGCUAGCCCUCAGCUCGAUGAAGAGCCUGUGCAGUUUGAAUAUGAACAGCACUAAACUCACUGCAGACACCUACGAGGACCUAAAGGCCAAACUCCCCAACCUGAAAGAGGUGGAUGUUCGUUACACAGAGGCCUGGUAAACCUAAUCAGCACCCCCCAAUUCUCAAGGAAUCUCUGACAUCAUAUAAGCAUAAGGAUUUGCUGACGCCAUCAACACACCAAGCCUUUAACAUCAUCACAAUCAGUAAUUUGCAGACAAGGACUGUCUUUAUAGGAACAUUAUUCAACACCAAGGACUUUCUGGUGACAUGAGCCCAGCAUUUGUGUAUUGUCAUCAACAAAACACAGAGAGGACUUUCUUUGUAGCCACAUUAAAAGCGCAAGAAUAUUUAUAGUGACAUCAUCAAAUGAAAAGGAGGCCCAUUCUAUUUAUAUCACAUAAGGAGACUUUAGCUUGUUCUCUUUUUUUUUUUUUUUUUUUUUGUCUUUCCUGAUUUUUCACCUCUCGAAGGCAACCCCGUCAGCUCCAACUGGUUCUCCUUGCAAGUGUGUCUGACCAAAACAACACCACUCUUUUUCUUUUCCCAAGAUCAGAGACUUAAAUGCUCAGAAGCUGACUCUCCUGCCUUCAUCCUUUUCUCUUUUUUUUUUUUUUUUUUUUUUUCUUCCCUUCUUCUUCUUCUCCAUGGGGAGCCAUUUCCCCAGAGGUGCACCCUGACUGGCGAGAGCCACAUUCCAGUACAGUUUUGAUGUCGCCUCCCUGCGGAAAAGCCGUGCGUUCGUGCUUGGUCGUCUCAAUUCUGAUUCUGCCAUUUUUCUAUCCUUCAUCACAACUUGAUGCUGUUGCCUCUGAUGUAGAAAGGUGGUAACCUGAGUGUCCACUACUGUAUACACUCAUUUUAACCUCUCUCUUUCUCUCUCUUGAAAAUUUUUAUCAACUUGAAUGAGCAUAUUUUUCCACACAUCUCUGCUUUCAUAAAUUGUGUGUUUAUACAGUAUAAAGUAUAUAUAUCGAUAUCUAUAUUCCCUUUUGACAUUUUAACAACUUCAGGAGCUUGGUUGUACAACCUACUAGAAGAAUUUUAUCUUUUUUUGCUUCUUUGUUUUGUCCACAUUUCUCUGGUCUCAUUGUACAAAGUACAAGUUUGUUCCUGCACCCGUAUUUAAGUCAGCGGUCGUUUGGAAGGUAGUCUGGGACUACUCAAUAUUUAUGAAGCCUCUUUCUUCUCAGUUUGGGCCCUAGCUUUUCCUCACAAUCCAUCUCUCUCUGACUUUUUUUUCUUCUUUUCUUUUCAUGUUUGUUAAAUCAAAUCAGCCAAGAUGGUGCCUACAGGACAUUUUCUAUGAAGAGUGCACCUCUUAAGAAGUGGCGUCAUGAUCGCUGGAUGCAAUCUGUGUAAAUAUCUCAGCAAAUAUCAUCAGCUUUGGUGAAAUGUUUGAUUUCCUAUAAUGCUUGUUUUACAAUGCAGGAUUAUCACAUAUGACCUACUACGAAAUGUUGUGCACAUUUAUAAGAAAUCAAACAUCAAGCCAUAAUUUGUAAAACAGUCAAAAGUUAUUCAUGUUCUUUAUUUUCCCACUUAACAUUUCCAAAGGUUCUACUGUUACUGGUCACCAAGUCAGGUAAACCUUAGAAGGAAGAGAUCAUGGAGCAUGUUGUUGAAUUGUGCAACAAAGUGUCUUCUGUAAACAUCCAUAUAUAAUAUGCAAACGUUCCUGUAGGUGGUGGGCCAGUUGGUUAUAGCUGAUGGCUAAAUGAACGCUUUGUUUAGAUGUAAUAAUAGAUUUGGAUUACAGCGCCCUCAGAAACUGUACCAGUCUGCUCGUCUCUUCUCUCCCUGCACUUCCAACUACAGACAGAUCACGCUCUGAUUUGCUACCCCAGUCUGCUUGACCAGUCUCUGAUUGGACAGUUUAAUUUUGCCAUUAUUACGAUUGGUCCAGUGGAGGAACCUGAACUGUGCGGUAGCUUUAAACAGAGCGUGGAGAUGGACAUCGUGCACUGAGAGUUUAAUACUGUGUGUAUCGUGGAUGGUAGCGGCACAGAGGUCCAUCGUGUUCUACCAUCUCAGGUCCAGAUAAAGACGCUGCGUGGUUGCAUCCUGUAUAAUGUACAUACAAGUGUAUAUAAUUUCCCUCACCCACUCUGUCUGUCGUAUAAUUCUUUAUUCCUUUCUUUCUCUCAUCUUUUUGAGAGACUGCUGUUGCCUUCAUUUUCAGGAUAUGUCUGUGUGUGUGGUCAGCUUUUCUUUUUUUUUUUUUUUUUUUUUUUUUUCUUCCCCAGACCAAGUGCACUGUAAUAACCUUCAAAAUGUCAUCUUUUAAUUGUUUUUGUCACUUUAGUUCAUGUUUUGUUGCUUGUUUUGAAAUGUUUUUUCUUUUGCUGCAUGUACAAUGUUGCAUUAGCAGAUGUUUUAAUUUUGUAAUUUCAUUUCAAAUACUUAAAUCAGAUAAGCGUCAGAGCAAGGAAGAAGUGAGUGUGUAAUUACAGACCAAGGACUUCAAUAACUGUAAACUGUAGGCAGCAGAAAUGUAAUUAGUUGCCAUUAUAAACGAGAAGCCAGUUCGCUCGGUAUGAGAGAGUGAACUGAACGCUAUAAUGGUUGUAAACUAGUGCGUUGGCUCAGUAGAGGAAAUCUGCUGUCUAUGCCCCCACUACAAGUCCUCGGAGAAGAUGUCUGGAAUGGUUCUACUGUGUAAAGUGGACCAUAUCUCAGUGAGAGAGAGCUACAUAUCGUGAAGAGUUUCCCAGCCAUUGUUUUGUUUGCAGCCUCUCAAAAAAGGGCAAUGGGGCUAGAAUAAUUUGGGAAUCAAUUUUUUUUUUGUAUAAAAAGUGGGGAUAACUGCUUUUAUGGAGCUUGUCAACUAUUAGUCAUCUUUCUGUUGUCACUCACUGCUUUUUGCAUUGGUUUAUCUCCUCUCACACCCUCCUACCCCUCUCUCACAAUAGUACAGUUUUUCUGCAAUUUCUAAAAAAAAGAAAAAAAAAAAAAAGCUUUCUAUCAUUUUGAAUUGUGACUGAGUCUUAAUGUGGUGAUGAACGGGACGUCUACCACUGCAGUCCCCUCCUGGGCGCAGUCAUGUACAUAAAUUAACUACAUUUCCCAUGAUUCCUGGAGUUUUUUGCAGAUAGAACUGCUGCCUUUAUUUCCUCCUGUCUGUGUUUAACUGCUUCUACAGCUGGGUCGCUGCUGCUGCUCUGUGGCUGUUGUAAUGACAAUACAAGACCUUGAACAGGAAAAUAAGUCAGCAAAGAUGUGAAAUAAUUUCAAUCAGAAUAAACUCUCUGUGAAUAUGUUUCAAAUGCAAA